GACGAUCUUGGAGUAUAAAUAGCAGAUGAAUCGAUGGAUCAUUAAUAUUGUAAAGUAAGCAUUAAAGAUGAGAAGUAUAACGUUAAUAGCCGUUUUCGUUUUGGCGGCAGUAGCCGUCCAAAGUACCGAUGCCUUCUCUCUUAGAUGGAACUUGUUCGGUAAACAUAAAGAGGUGCAGGCUGACCCUACCAACCCACCUCCACCGACAGGCUCCCCACCACCACCACCAAGUGGUUCACCUCCACCACCACCAACUGGAUCUCAACCACCACCACCAUCUGGCGGCCCAAAGGUAGAAGCUGAUUCUUCCAGCCCACCACCACCACCAACUGGAUCACCUCCACCACCACCACCAUCUGGCGGCCCAAAGGUAGAAGCUGAUUCUUCCAGCCCACCACCACCACCAACUGGAUCACCUCCACCACCACCAACUGGUUCUCAACCACCACCACCAUCUGGCGGCCCAAGAGUAGAAGCUGACUCUUCUAGCCCACCACCACCACCAACUGGAUCACCUCCAAUACCACCAACUGGUUCUCAACCACCCCCACCAUCUGGCGGCCCAAAGGUAGAAGCUGAUUCUUCCAGCCCACCACCACCACCAACUGGAUCACCUCCACCACCACCACCAUCUGGCGGCCCAAAGGUAGAAGCUGACUCUUCUAGCCCACCACCACCACCAACUGGAUCACCUCCACCACCACCACCAUCUGGCAGCCCAAGAGUAGAAGCUGAUUCUUCUAGUCCACCACCACCACCAACUGGAUCACCUCCACCACCACCAACUGGUUCUCAACCACCCCCACCAUCUGGUGGCCCAAGGGUAGAAGCUGAUUCUUCUAGCCCACCACCACCACCAACUGGAUCACCUCCACCACCACCAACUGGUUCUCAACCACCCCCACCAUCUGGCGGCCCAAGAGUAGAUGCUGACUCUUCUAGCCCACCACCACCACCCACUGGAUCACCUCCACCACCACCACCAUCUGGCAGCCCAAGAGUAGAAGCUGAUUCUUCUAGCCCACCACCACCACCAACUGGUUCACCUCCACCACCACCAACUGGUUCUCAACCACCCCCACCAUCUGGCGGCCCAAGAGUAGAAGCUGAUUCUUCUAGCCCACCACCACCACCAACUGGAUCACCUCCACCACCACCAACUGGUUCUCAACCACCACCACCACCAAGAAACUAAUGAUCUUUUAGUAAAAUAGUCAAUAAAUAGUUCAAUUAAUCAA
Messenger RNA from Anthonomus grandis grandis, 1238 nucleotides. RefSeq lists its product as uncharacterized. The coding region runs from base 68 to 1195 and encodes 375 amino acids. The transcript has 2 exons. The record is from RefSeq and is a predicted model, not a curated record. NCBI's taxonomy places the organism in Eukaryota, Metazoa, Arthropoda, Insecta, Coleoptera, Curculionidae.